AUGGCACGUGGACACAUGUCUACAAGAAGUUCUUCUGCUACUUGUAAAGAAGAAAAACAACGUACUGAAUUCUUUCCAGAAGAAUGCUUCAAUUCCAUGAAAGAUUCGACAUUUGUCAAUUGGAUGCUGGCGACCCCUCCAGCUUCUAUUGUCGUUUCUGAUAUUUCGCAAAUACUGAGAACUAACAUGAAGAAUAGAGAAACUAGAGAACAAAUAGAGGAAAACCAAUACAUUAAUCCUUUAUUUUUGCAACCUAGCGAAGAAAUCGAAACAAUAAGAAAAACAAGUCUAUUUGCUCAAGAUGUUACUGAGACAGAGCAAGAUAUCAUAGAUAAAAGAGUUGCAUUACAGCAACGUCAGUAUGCCGAAUUUGAACGACGUGAACGCGAACGCAAAUCACGCAAAAUUCGUGGUGUUUUUGAAUUCGUUUCUAAUGAAGAAAUAGCAGAGGCGUUGCGAGAUUGUGAAAAUGAUGAGGAAGAAGUCAUUGUGAGAAUGACUCAGCCUCGUUAUCUAAUUGAAAUUCGUAAGACUAUUGCUGAACGAAAUUCACGUGUUCUUCACAUCAAUUUAAUGACCGAUGAACAAAAGGAGGCAUAUGAGCAGUUAUUAAAAAAACGAAAGGAAACUCUCAAGAAAACAACAGGAGAAAACGCCAAAAAACAAUACCGCAUGAAAGGUCGCCUUGCAUUGGACGACGCCUUAAAACAAGUUCAGGAUAACACUAAAGAUCUUGAAAAGGCAUUCGAAGGCUGGUCAGAAGCGCGUAUUAAGGCAUACAAAGCUAUCGAUACGAAGCCGAACACGUAUUAUUAUCGGUUCAAUGCUCCCGGAGAAGAGCAAAAAAAAGGUCAAUGGACCAAGGAAGAAGAAGAACUUUUUUUUCAAAGAUUGAAAGAUAUUGGUUCGGAUGGACAAUGGGGUAUAUUUUCAAUGACUAUCCCUGGUCGAUGCUCAAAUUUCUACCGAUUGUUGAUCGAAACUGGUCGUGUCAAAGAUCCGAAUUAUGUACUCGAUGAAAAAGGCAAAGCGCAUUACCUAUUUAGUACAAAGAACAAAAAAACAGGAGAAACCGAAAGAACGUUUCGGACACAUACAAAACACGGAAGCGGUGGUGCACGAACAAGAACACAAUCAUCAGUAACAACUACAAGAUCAACUCCAACAAAGAAAAAACGUAAACCAAUCAAGACACAGGCAUCUUCAAGCAAAGAAACUAGUAACUACGAUGAUAGAAUGGAAGAAAUAGAAGACGACAAUCCGCUUCCAGAUUUUAUUGAUCCAAUUACUCUUGAGGUGGUCGUAAAGCCUGCGAUUUCUCCGUAUGGGCAUGUGAUGGGCUGGGUUAGAUGCCUUUCCUCUGAAGCGAAAAAGAAUAUCUGUCCUUUGACAAAAAAACCGUUAACAAAACGUGAACUAGUGAUAUUAACGAAAGAUAAUAUUGAUCAAUAUCGAUCCAAAAUCGUCAAUCUCGAGUAA
Diversispora eburnea is the source of this 1479-nucleotide messenger RNA. The record is from the annotation of a GenBank genome assembly. Lineage: Eukaryota; Fungi; Glomeromycota; Glomeromycetes; Diversisporales; Diversisporaceae.